Darwinula stevensoni is the source of this 616-nucleotide messenger RNA. The record is from the annotation of a GenBank genome assembly. Lineage: Eukaryota; Metazoa; Arthropoda; Ostracoda; Podocopida; Darwinulidae.
GACGCAUCCUGUCUUACGUAAAGGAAGCGGAUGUCAUGGGAAAACUGACCAGGUGGUACAUCCCUAUUUAUAUCGGAACGGAGACGAACCGUCGAUUCAUCCUGAGACCUCCUCCAUGUGCAAGAGCGGAUUAAUGAUGUGGUUCGUCGCAUUCCCCGUCUUGGCCUUGGCCUGUAUGGCCUCCGGCUUCAACCUGCGAGAGGCCAGCGUCACGGAUUGCGGAGGAGCGGACGCGACGAUCCUGUUCGUUCAAGGGACUCUGAGCCCCGACCCGAUCCAGUACCCGGGGACCGUGAACUUGGGCGUGGAAUUCGAGGUCUACGAGAAUCUUCCCGAGGGUCUCCAGAUCGAACUCCAGCUCACGAAACUCGACCCCGACAUGGAAGUUCCCUCGAAAUUCCUAUGCACCGGGGAAAUGAAGCUCCUUAGGUCUGACAGAGAAGGGGGGAAAAAUUGGAUGGAAUAUGCCCAAGAGUAUAUCCUUCAAUGCCUUUGGACCUUGGGAGUCCUAAUAGAGGAAACCAUGUUGAUUGUACUUGCUGCCUUCUCCUCAGGUCUUCGUUCUGAGGACACUUCUGCUGAAAAUAACAACCUGGUGAUGAUGGUGGCACAAUAG